GGAGUCUUCGCCGCCGCCUUUUGGGACAGCCGGGACCCUCUGCCUCUCCUCCCGCGCCAUGCCGUGGGAGAAGACCUUCAAGCAGCGCCGAACCUUCGAGCAAAGAGUGGAAGAUGUCCGGCUUAUCCGAGAGCAGCAUCCUACGAAAAUCCCAGUGAUAAUAGAACGGCACAAGGGUGAGAAGCAGCUUCCUGUACUGGACAAAACCAAGUUCCUUGUACCAGAUCACGUCAACAUGAGUGAGCUCAUCAAGAUCAUCAGGAGGCGCUUACAGCUCAACGCUAAUCAGGCCUUCUUCCUGUUAGUGAAUGGACACAGCAUGGUGAGUGUGUCCACGCCGAUUUCUGAAGUAUAUGAAAGUGAGAAGGACGAAGAUGGAUUCCUGUAUAUGGUAUAUGCCUCUCAGGAGACAUUUGGAAUCAAAGUGUCUGUGUAAGACUAGAAAAAUGCAUCUGUUCUAGAAUUUUUUUAAGCCCUUACCAAGGAAAAAAAAAAGGGAUAUUAUCAACUGAGACCGAUCC
This is a messenger RNA of Suricata suricatta (meerkat), 521 nucleotides long. Its product is annotated as microtubule-associated proteins 1A/1B light chain 3B. Gene Ontology annotation, biological process: autophagy of mitochondrion; cellular response to nitrogen starvation; autophagosome assembly. Gene Ontology annotation, molecular function: ubiquitin protein ligase binding. The record is from RefSeq and is a predicted model, not a curated record. The transcript has a single exon. The coding region runs from base 59 to 436 and encodes 125 amino acids. NCBI's taxonomy places the organism in Eukaryota, Metazoa, Chordata, Mammalia, Carnivora, Herpestidae. Gene Ontology annotation, cellular component: autophagosome membrane; cytosol; autophagosome.